AGUGCCUAUAAAUAAUUAUAAAACCUAAAUACAUAAAAAAGAAAUAACUAUCAACAUAAACGUGAAAGGUCCUAUUAUCAACAUCGAUAACAUGCGUCGUUUAUAUCUCAGAAUUUUGUGAGCACCAAUGAUGAGUAAUUGGAUAAAACGAUUGAUUAAAAAAAAAUCCUCGAGGUCGAAAACAUCAAAAUUUAUCUUGGAUUUUCAUUCGUCUAGUAGGAACUGACACAGAGUGUUGUAAAGUGGAUUAUGGAAAUAUUGAUAUAGUUUACAAAAUUGAGAAAAAAUUUUCGAGUGGCAUAAACAAGUGUCGAAGCAAUUUUGUAUUUAUUCACGUUGACAUUAUUGUUUUAUAAUGACGAUCUCAACGUGUUGUGGGUGUUUUUCUUUACAACAUGGAUCAAUAAUUAUUGGAUUUCUACAUUUAAUAUUUGGAAGUGCAGCAGCAAUAUGGACAUGUGUCGUGCUUGCAAAUUCUUCUAUGUCAGAUGAUUUAUAUGUUCUGAUGAAAGUUCAGAAUGUUGAAUUUCUAAUUUAUGUUAUUAUUCAGUUAGCUAUAACUGUAUCAUUCAUUAUUGGUGCUGUUAAAAGAAUUCCUAACCUCGUUUUCGUUUUUAACUGCUUGAAUGGAGCCAAUAUUAUCGUUUCCCUUGUAUACAUCAUCGCCUGGAUAGUAAUGCAGAUACUUUAUAAGCGACCAUUGCAUACCAUAUUCAUUUUCCUCACUGGCUCAAUAAUAGGAAUGGGUCUCCAAGUCUAUCUGUGCCUCGUUGUUUACAACUUCUACAAAGAACUGAUCAUGGAAAAAUAUCGGAAAUUGUUUCAACCCAAUGCAAUAAAUUAUCCGCAUCCAGUAGCUCCAGGAAUGAUUUACAGUUCUUAAGAAAUUUUUCGAAAACAUAGAUU
This is a messenger RNA of Chelonus insularis, 906 nucleotides long. RefSeq lists its product as uncharacterized. Lineage: Eukaryota; Metazoa; Arthropoda; Insecta; Hymenoptera; Braconidae. The coding region runs from base 356 to 883 and encodes 175 amino acids. The transcript has 6 exons. The record is from RefSeq and is a predicted model, not a curated record.